This is a messenger RNA of Pocillopora meandrina, 12563 nucleotides long. The record is from the annotation of a GenBank genome assembly. NCBI's taxonomy places the organism in Eukaryota, Metazoa, Cnidaria, Anthozoa, Scleractinia, Pocilloporidae.
CCCAGAAAAACUUUCAGAAAUAUGACUCUAAACAGUUGCUAUGGUAACAAGGUAAGAGAGAUUAAAGGUCAAAAAAACGUAUGAAAAUCGUAUGACAUUUCUUGUGUGUCAUCAUCAACAUAAACUAGAAAAUAGUUCUGUCUCGUGAAACUUGCGGUUCCAUUCUCUGAUCAAAACUAUCUCAACAGGAGAAUAUUUAAAAACAAUCAAAUAUUAAAGAAACCAGAUAUAUUUUUGGUAUUGCAGUUUUGCAUUAGUUUUGACCCUGUCUGUUUUUGAAAUUCAGACAUCCAUUUAGUGCAGAUAAGUCUUGCAUUCCCAGAAAGUUAAGCUAUCUUUGAAAAAACAAAAACUGAACAACCAACCUUGAGGUUAUCCUAUUUUCCAUUCAAGUCAUGAUUUCCUUGAUUUAGAUACGAUCUUCUCAUUUUGUGCUUGGCGCUGUUCUGUAGAAAAAAAUUUUAAAUAUUUUGUUGAUAAACGGAUAAUUUGUUCGUCUAUUAUGAGGUCAAAGUCCUGGCAGAUAAAUUCACCUACGGCCUACAGACUGUGUAUUAACAGUUUCGACAGGAAACUUAUUUCACUGACGUUGUAAAUAUUCUCGCACACAAAAACAGGGAUCACAAAGCUCACUUUAAAUAUUGGAACUUCACCUCAACUUUACAUAGGAACCUGGUAAGCGAAACCGUUGCUAGAGUAACUUAGUAAGACAGUGACCUGGUGUCUUUAAUAACAGUGGUUCGCUAUCACUAGAUUCAGAGCACUAGCACUGUUUCAUCAAAGCAAAAAGGCCGUAAUUCAUGACUGCAAGUCAAUUUAAAAAACAGUGAUGAGAAAAUUCGGAGGAAAAAAAGGAUUAUCAUGUAUGCAACUUCCUUUAUUUUUGUCUUUGGUUAUUUAUAAAUGAAUGCAUUUCUUGUGCACAUGACAACGUGUACAGGAAAUGCAAGCUAUUUCUCCUGCAGAGUCCAUCUCGAUAUAUUCGAUAAAUUUUCGAGUUAAAAAGAACAUUCUAACAUCCGCAACCGUAACUUACAAGAUAGGAUUAAAUAAUAAACGAACGAUAAAGAGAAAAUUUGUUGCUGUUUCCGUGAAAAUCUCGCGGUUUGAUAAGAACUGUUAUGUCAAGGUGGUGGCCAUAUUGAGGAUUGUAAUUUCAUGAUCACGCUACUGCGUGUCACAUGCUAUUCCUUUAGACCAUUUAGUUUAAUUUUCCAGUGCAACAUAGAGAAAUGCAAACGCUAAUUUGUGUUACAAAUGUGUUUAUACGUAAAUUAUUCACGUACCUUGAAGGAGAAAUUAGCGACAAGACGACCGAUCAAUCAAUCCUCAACGUUAAAUUUGAACCACUUACUUCGGAAACCCUCAAGCUAGCCGAAUAAACGCACUGUGGCCCUUCACAGAACCGACAAUAUACAAGAUAAUAGGUUUAAAAUGACGUGUUUCCUGGUCUCAAAGAAGCUGCAGGGGAUGUUCAAAUUUCUUGUAGUUCAGAACCUUCUUCCACGUGCAAGCCUGAUUGUAAAUAUGAAUAUAUUAAAAUUUCAAAAAAUAUAUUUGUAAUUCAAAUGAGUUUACAACUGUGAAAGACCGUCCGAAAGUCGUCGGCAAGCUUUUGGGUCACUUCUACUCAAAACGGUACAGGAGAAAUAGAUAACUAACUGUCGGCUUAUUUAAAUGUUGAUGAAUCGUAGCUGAGAGAUGCAAAUAACUCUAUUUGAUAGAAAUUCAAACUCGAUCCUAGAUAAAUUUGGAGCUAAACCGAUUCUUUCAGUUCCAGUUUUUCGAUGUUCAAUUCUCUCGCUUUAUACAAAUUAUCAGCCAUAUUUUAACACUUUCCCACCAGAUAAAGGCACUGAGGCACUUUUAUUGAUAAUAACUACAAACUCGUUGAGUCUCUCUCGCAGCAUAAACAAAUCACUACCAGCUAAGCUUUGAGACUAUAAUCUCUUGGCUUAACACAACCCCUAAAACGUUGUUAUGGUUCCCCCACUUCCCCCAGAUCCCCGGCUAGGGAGACGAGGGGUCGGUUAUUUUGGAGGAACACUAAGUCACUGACAGCCCAAAUACGUGUAAUUAUUUCACUCUAUGAUACUGUUUAUUCAUGAGGUAAAAUGGAAACUAUUACAGGCUUUCAGACGUUUGAUUGAACAUGUAUUUUGUAUUGGAAAGACUCACAGUUUUUCACUUUUCCUGAGCCUUCUCUCACGGAAAACUGUUCAGUGCACUGAAGCAUAAAUUUUUCCUGAUAUAAGAUCCCCAGACGGGCUUCCAGACUAAAAUGGUGACAUUUUUUAUUGCGCGAGCUUGGGGAGAGCGAGAAAGUAUAUUUGAACCCGUGACUUUCAGCAUACUUCUGUAUACAAAACGGAAAUAAGGUGAGUUUGGGUUUGUCGAGCUUUCGCAAGGUUAAGAAAAAGUAAUGCUAGUUUGUUUCUCAUCAACAGAUGAUUCCUUUGUCUUCGUGGAGUUCACUCGGUUGAAUCCUAUGAGCAUAAUUUCUUAGUUCAACUGGGCGUUAAAGAAUCAACGGUGAGAACUUAAAAUAGAUAGACAAAUGAUACCGAGAAUUUCUUGCGUCGCAUUCAUGAUCAUCUUCGCCACAUUUAACAGGCUUCUCUUUGCGAGAAGUAUAUUUUUUCCAUAUGACAUUUACAAGAGUUUAAAUGCGUUUGUGCGGCGAUUUUGUGGGAUCAGGAGAGCGACAUUAAUUGAGUUCACUGAUGUAUGAAAGAUUGCUCCCACAACCGAUCAGUAUUAGUCAACUAAAAAUCUCACAAAAGGUGAUUUAGGAAAAAGAUUUCUUUACUUUAAGAAUACAAGACAAAGACAUUAAAAGCAUGUCACGUCUGGCAAGUUUAAAAUGUACUGAUUAUGACUUACAAAGGAGAACUUUGGUGAUUACUUCCGUGUUUCUUGCUUUGAGAAAACGCCUUCAGGCUAGCUUACUAUGACAAGUUAAAUCUUGGUUUGACGCGGGUGCCUCUCUAUUGAUUCCGAUGUUUGAGUAUCUCUUUCAUCGAUGUGGUUCGGAGAGAUGUAAGCGGUAUUGGUCACACAAUCUGUGUGUCUUCGAGAAAUACUGAUCAGCUCUAUGAAAUGCCAGCGAAACUGAAACUAGAAAGUAUCGACAAGGACGGCACUCUUCUGGAUCACGCCACACUGUGAGCAGCUGAAGAUAUUAUGGGUAAUGGACUAAAUUUAAGUUUUAAGCAUUUCUUCUGAAAAUAAAGUUCGUCUCAAAGUAUGUGCGAUUUUUUCUUCCUGGCGUCGACGAGUCAAGAACAUGUUUAAAGCGAUAUAAUUUUCAAGCGUGAUUUUCGGAAAUGACAACUUGUUAUUAAUUAUUCAAAAACUUUUAGUAAUAUGAUACGAACUUGACAGACUUGACAGUAGAAACACAAGAAUGUGUAAUCGAGAUGCCCUUUGAAUGAUCCCGUUCUUGUCGCGGAACCACAAGAUUUCUGUUGCUUUUUCUCAGCCCACAGUUUAAUAUCUGCACUGGUGUUGUCUUCGUCAUUACUUCAUUUUACAGUUCAGUAUUCUCUGUAGGAAAAUGCAUCACAAUUUUAUUGGGCAACCGUCAGGGAGGUGAAUCAAUUGACCUAGACAAGUUGAAAGCUUUGUCGCAUCAUCAGAGCAUCAUGGAUUUCGUUUCAUAUCACGCGGGAUGUGUAAUUGUCUCUGGUUCGAUUUAAACUGAGGUCACCUCCAUAGCUGGUUUGUUAUGUUUUUCACGAACAGCGUACAGCUAAUUAACUUACCAAAAUGUACAUUACAAUUUAAGAUUUCCCUGUAUGUUGAUCGAUGUUGUUUCACGUUGCCAUGGCAUAUAUAGGAAGGCGUAGUUGUACAGAGACCAUUUAAAAUACAUAAUAUUCUAGAUUUGAUAACCAAUACUUACAUAUCUUUCAAUUUACGCCAUCUUUAAAGUAUUUAAAGUCAUCAUGUAUAUUUUUUGAUAAACCGUUUCCUGACUUUAAGGGUUAUUAAUCAUUAGCUAGCUUCAAACCUACACCCGCUAGACUGCGGCAUCAGUUUUAUUUCAUACAAUUUGGUGUCUUUCUGAAAUUUAUAUAUUUAAAAUUAUAUAUAUAUGUUAUUUGCCGGCUGGGAGGUCCGUAUGGUGAAAAACUGUUACCGAGGUCACAUUUUUUCACCAUACGGACCGACCCUUAGCCGGUAAAUGACAUAUUUAUUGUUUUUAAACUUGACGAAAUUCUUUCCGAAAGAACCCGAAUGAUUUAUGGCUGUAAAUACGGCAAGAUCUUCCAUAAACUGAACAAUUUUUGAGUGAGUAAAUGGUAGUUAAAAUAGAGGUGAUGCAAAUUAAAAAGAGAUGCCUCACCGAAACAUUUUCAUUUCCGUAACGAUAAAGGUGAUUCAAAAGGCUUCCAAACAAACUUUGAAACAUUAUUUUUACAAGUAUCUGUCACAAUCUGACACCUGUCAAUUAGAGAGCGCGCAAGAAAAAAAAAUCGUAGGAACAUUUGAAAACCAACAGAACUAGUUUGGCAAGGACCGUCACGACAAUGUUUUCUUCAAAAUCAUUUAUUUUAAGAUUUAAUACCUUGUUUCCAUUUUGCAGUUGUAGUUUUAUCUUAAUUAUUUGUCUCUCAUUGUAGGUUGAAGCUCAUCCAUAUGAUAACAAUGGCCCCAAGCCACUGCCAUGAGAGAUUCAUCACUAAGAAACUGAUUCCUCUCAUAGCAGGAUUUUAUCUGGUAAGCAUAGCCAAUAUGUUACUGAUAUGCCAUUUAGAGACAACUGCAUUCCUUGCUUACACCCAGGCUUUGCAUGAGUAUGCAUUAGAUUUGUCUCUGUAACUGGAUAGACAUUUUAUUGACCUUAGAGAAACAGCUUAUGAAAAUGCAAAAUAUUGGAAGGCAGACAGUAUACAAGAGAGUGGUCUUGUUCAUUGAUAUCAGGAAAAUUAUAGUCAUAGUCUAGUUACUCACUGACCAUGGCAAUAGUCCAUUUUACAGUUGUGUGCUUGGUUGCCAAGCCUUUAAACAGGAGUGAGGCUAAGGGUGACCUUGUUAUGAUACAAACCUUGCUGCUUUUGAAAUGCAAAUUAAUUUGUUAUCAUGCUAACUAGAUUCUGGUCUCUAACACAACAAGGUCACCUUCAGCCUCACUCCAAAUCAGAGGCUUGGCAACAAAGUACACAACUGUAAAAUGGCCUAUUAUAGCUAGUGCAAAUUCAGACUGCUAAGAUAGGUGUCUUGAAGCCACUGGGACACCUCUGGCUAUGAAUUGGGACUACAACAGCAAGUUGAAACAACAAUUAAUCAAUAGAAUAGGAAAGAUGGUAAGUUUUAACUUUGGUAAAGAAAUAGAGAAAGAUCUAUUUUUUUCAUCUUGUUAUGAGUUUGAGAUGCAGAAAAAAUUCUGAGUCCCCAUGAGGAAUCAAACCUCAGACCUUCAGAUUCUGCACUCUGAUGCUGUAACAUUGAGCCACAGAGACUUGAUGGUGAGCAAGGCAGAUUACGAAGUUCAUAUAUGACACAUGUCCAGCAGACUGCUUAGAUAAUGAGGACUCAAAAUUUUUUCUUUGUCCCACGCUUGUGACAGGACAAAAACAUCUCUCUCUAACAAUUACUCAUUUGGGACAUCAAGAAUAGUAUGUAGACUUUGUAUUAAAAUCUUACAAUACAUAUAAUAACAAAUUCAAACUACUCUGAAUUUUUGCAAUCUUAGCAAUAGGUUUGGAAACAGUACAGAGAAUAUUGUGACAGAGAUCAGUGUCACUGACAGUAACCUGUAACUAUUACAUCCAUGAUGGGGGAAAGUUAUCGUUACCUUUCAUGGUCAUAGAAUGAAAGUGGUUUGUUAAAUAGCUACUUGUUAAUUAUGUUGCUAACAAUAAUAUUUAUCUCGGUAAUUAGGUGGCAGGUGUCACUAUGAUUGGGGUUGGUGCUCAUGUGAUGAGGAACCAAAUAACUCCUGCACAAAUUUUGACAAGCCUAAGCAUUCAAACAGCACCCAUAGUACUCCUCUGUGCUGGGAUUUGCAGCUUGCUAGUGGCAGUUCUUGGAUUUGUUUUUAUUUGUGAAAAAUCACCUAUUGAGAAUGGAGAAAGGAAACUACUUAAAAUUACAGUGAGUACAUACAGCAUUGAAUUUCCUGUGUAAUAUGUAAUAACAAUGAUACUGGGCAACCAUUUGGUAAUUUCUCUCUGCUGGAAUUCUAUUAAUUAGGUCAUACGCUCACCAGUCAUCACUUUGCCUAAAUGGAAUUAUUGCAAUCAAUCUGUCAAGAUAAACAAAUGCUAGCAAUAAUGUCCAGCAGUAACAACUCACUUUUCCAGCCUGACUGGCAAAAAAAUUAGAAAUUGACCCCGUAGCACUGAAGGAUAGAUGCUCAAGUAACUUCAUGUUGGCUUCAGAAUAGUCCAUUUUACAGUUGUGUUCCUUGUUAUGAUUGGCUUGCUGCUUUUGAAAUGCAAAUUAAGUUGUUAUCAUGCUAACUAGAUUCUGGUCUCUAACAAAAAGGUCACCUUCAGCCUCACUAAAUCAAAGGAGGCAACUGAGAGCUGUAAAUUUUCACUGUCAUUCACUUUACUAAAGGAGCAGCUGAGAGCUAAUUUACUGUCAUGUUACAGACUGAGUGGUGUUUUUACUUAAAGUCACUUUUACCUGACCUUCUAUUUUUGUAAUGUGUGUUAUUAUAAUUUCCAGGUCUUCCUUGGUGUGGCAGCCCUUCUUCUGGCAUUUAUUGGUGGUGGAAUUGGUUUAGGUAACAUCAAGAAGGUAAUACUCAAUAUUUAACUGUUUCUUACAUUGAAGACAAAGCUAAUGAGACUGGUCAUACAUCUCUGUAAGCAAGAUACACAUUUCCUCCCCCUUUAAUACCCAUUCAUUAUCCAGCAAACAGGUUAUAAGAAAAAAACUCAAACUUAUCAGGAAGAAGUUGUUAUCUUGAUGUAACACCAAAUUCUUGGAACUAGUUUACAAGGAAAUAUGUUGCAGUUGAAGGGAGAAUUAACAACUAGAUAUUGGGGUUUAAAGCAUUUAAUCAUUGUUGAUGGGUAUCCACUGCCACACUGAUCCAUUAGUGACAGAUUGAAAUAAAAGUUGACCCAUUAACUCCCAGGAGUGAUUAACAUGUUACUUCUCCCUGAAAUAUUUAUACAUUAUCUAGCAAACAGGUAAUGAGAAUAUUCAAACUUAUCAGGUGGAAGAUGUUAUCUUAAUAUAACACCAAAUUCUCAUAACUAAUCGACAAGGAAAUGUAUAGCAUCUAGAAAGGAGAUUCAAAUUGCUUGUUAUUGAUCUCACUUAAGUCUUAUCAAUUUAUUUGGGUUCUGUUGGUUGGGGGGGCAGCAAUGAUGUGAUACUUCCAGGUAAGGGCUAUAAUUACCAAAAAUUUCAAACACUUUUUGGCAUUUUUCCAAGACCAGGUAAUAUAUGAAGUCAGAGGGAAUUAAAAUGCUUGCUCUGCUGAUUUGCUUGGUAAAUCUUCAGACAGAAGUAGUAUUUGGGAUGAUUUCUUUCAUCAGUGAAGUCUAUCGGUGAAAAAGUAUAUUGCUUCUCUGAAUCAUUUUGUUUCUUAGAUGAGCGAAAUGACAGUACAUUUUAAUUAGACAUUUUCUAACUGCAAUUGAUAUCCCAUGGACCACAAUGAAGAUUUAUUAUCCUCCCCAAAAUUAGAAAAACAGUAGUUUAUGUAGUUGUGGCACUUGAUUGCAAUCAAUUAUAAAAUACAGGUACACUCAACUCUCCCCUAAUUAUAUCUAAGGAAUAAGAGGUGGAGGGGUGUGUGAAUAUGGCUCUUCCCUUUCAACCCUUUGGGGCUUUCAAGCCUUUUUUCAAUUUCACAUGACCCUUUCACAAUCUCCAGGAACUGACCCUUUUCCCUUGAGGUGUUAAGUUUACCAAUUUAGGUACUUGCAAUACUGCAGUGUUUUCAAGUCAUCGGUGUCCUUUGUAUGCCAUGUUGAUUAUUCCAAUAUAGGAUAUUUGAGUUGUAUAAUGCAGGAAUAUACAUUGUACUGUCUUUAAACUUUAGGUCACAAAUACAUUUGAACCAGACCUAAAGACGAAACUUGAACUGUAUGGAAGGUCAGGGGGCUCCAUGGAGGAUGUUAAUAAAUUACAGAAAGAGGUCAGAGAAGCUUAAUUUAGUACUAUUUUUAUGUUUGUUUUGUUUUGUUUUGUUUUUUUUAGACAAUUUUUUCUUUUAUUGAGAAACCUGUUUUUGGUGUUUCAUUUAGUUACUUGUAACUUAUUUGAGAAGGUUUGCAAAUAGCUACUCUCUGAGGAAUAUUAUGACAGUCAGAUAGCUACAAAUGUUCAGUUACCUGCUCCACAAGUAAUCUAGGUUCAUUCUAACUUGCCAUUUAGCUGAGCUGUCACAUGAUAGCUUAAUGUAUUGCAUUGAAUAUGUUACUGUCAGCAAAUUAAGUUUCUUUCAAAUUUGGACAACAGUCAAAUACCUUUUGUUGGGAGGGGAGGGGAAUCUUGGGUCAUGCCAUAAAUUAUUAUGAUUAGAGCAUUUGUUUGUUUAUUUGUCUUUUUAACUUUCUGUUAUUUCAGAUUUCUUUUGCUACCCUGGAAGAGAAAUAUCUCUACCAGUAUAAGUAAUCCUCAAAGAUUCCUCACACAGAAGUCAUUAAAGAUUAUUUUCUAAUGUUUAAGAAUUCAAGCAGUUGUUUCUAUGUUUACAAUGGAAAAUUAAUUGCUGAAAUUGUCUAUACCGUACACAAGUUUAAAAUUUGUUAAAAGUUCCUUCAUUACAUAUAGAUAUAGCUGUUGCAAUAAGUCUAUAUUAACAUCCACUGUUUCAGCCAACAUGUAGCCGUACUGUUCCCCACCCCCCCCAAGGUGAAACAGAAGCGAGGUAACACGUUCCCUCGGCUUUGCUUCACCUUGGGGGGGGGACGAUAUGGCGACACAUAGGCUAUCACAGUGACUGUUUUUCAUUCAUUAAUUAUUGUUUUAUCAUUACUUAUGAUCAAUAGUAUAAAUGUUGUGGGGUGAACACCUUUGCUGACUGGCGUAUUACUGUUUGGGGAGGACGUAGAUACGACAAAGUCCCAGAUGCCUGCUGUAAAGAUGAGACGUUUGGAUGUGGUUACUGCUUUGUAGAUGCGGAUAAAACACUUAACAGAAAGGUGGAUUGUUUGUUAAUAUAAAGAGGAACCAACCACUCCAAAUUUUACCACAGUUUAAAUAUCUCUUACUCUUUUUAUUUUAAUUUACAGAGAGACAUAAUCCUUAACUACAGUUGAACUUCCACUGUAUAAAUAACCUUUUUUUUAAUAAAUACUGAAACAUUAGAUAGUGUUGAAGGCGCGCUCUGAUUGGCUACUCCGAAUAUACUUUACUAUUCACUUCCGAGCAACUCGCGUGGGAUUUGCGGACGAAAAAUAAUUUGGUCGUUGCAGGAAUAAAUGGGUUAAAUUAAUCCUUUUGAGUAAUGUUAUCUCAUUUUUUUUGUAUGUACUAAAACGACUAUUCACCUCCACACCUUUCAUACAUCAUCUUAUUCAGCGAUCAAUGUUUAGUUUUACACCCACUUUUGGCUCACUGUAAGGUUGCUGAAAGUAAUCUGUGAAAUUCGUGAAUGAUGUUAAACAAGGAAACUUUAAAAAAUUUGAUCCUUGAUUAAGAGUAUUAAGCAUUGGUAUGAGCAAUGACCAGUUUAAAUAAAUAUUUUGUGAUCAUCAAAGGCUUUUAAAUCUUUCAAAUUCUAGUAUCCAAGUAGUCAUUUGUCUCCCAACCUUGUCAUUCUGAUGUGGACCUCGCCUUUUCGACCGCAUCCUAAUAGUUUUAUUAUACGCUAGUCGCAGUUUAUUUAGUUUUCUGUAAAUGAAUUUUGGAAUAAUCCUUGAUACAACUGCACUCAUGAUUACUGGAUAAAUGUUUCCCUUUGCAGGGUUGUGCUUCGAUUGUCGUGGAAGAAGUGAAAAAAUCUUUGCUGACUGUAGGUGUCAUUGGAAUCAUUAUUGGUAUAGUCGAGGUAAAGCAGUAACUUACUAGGAAGUAGUGGGUAACAGGAAUUUCACCUUAACUUAACAAAGAUCAAUUUUUAUUGGAGUGACAAAAGAAAACUGGGAUUACUUUGGUUUUGGCCUACUGCGUCAUAUAAUUGGUCUAGAAAGCUCGCGCCACUUUUUCGACCAAUCUGAUUUGAAGCUAAAAUCAAUUGCUACUUGGUUGCUCGCGUUUUCCCACGCCUUAGGCGGUGCCUGUGUUUUUGCUUUGAGUUCUCAUUGGUUCCUUGUGAUAUAUUUUCCUUUGUUCUCAUUGGCCGUUGUGAUGGCUUCCGUUUUGGUUUCACGACACUCGAGCGAAACGUGCUUAACAAAUAUCCCGUGAUGGCAAACAAACCAAGACCUGGCCCAUAACGACAAAAAGGCUGCGGAACUCUAGAUAUCGUGUUAAAUCACCUGUAAGGUCAGAUGCUUUGAAAUGUUUUCGAGACAAGUCCUACCUUGACAAAAAACUACGCAAUUGCUACAUUUCUCGGAUAAUCGGAUAAUUCAGUAUAAUGACAAUUGUUUCGAUUAUUUUUCAUGUUAGUAGCUAGCUAUGGCUGAACAGAUUGAAAUUCAUGGAAUAAUCGGCCAAGUUUAGAUUGGCAGAACUCGAAGCUGAUUUGAAAUUGCGUCAAUUACACUCGAAUAGUAGGAUUGAAACUUUUUUGUCAUUAAGUGCGAGUCUGUCAUUAAUUAAGUAGUCAAUGUUAAGUUAACAUUCUAACGGCUGUACCGCAGAAGCUAAGUAAUGAAGAAGGCAUUUUGAAGAACCAGUCAGAUCUAGACAUCUUGAAAUUGACACGACUAGUCCUUAAUUUUGAGCGCUUAAGAGCUUAAGAGCUGCGAUUUGCAGGUUAGACGAAUGCUUAUUAGACAGCCACCAUAUGGAGAAAUGGAUAGUGCCAGUUUAAUAGGAAGUGAUAACUAAACGGGGCUUAGACACGAAGAAGAAGGAAAAAAAAAAGGAGACAGACAAGCAUAAAAAGUGACAGACACAAAGACAUUUUUUAUCAUGAAGCUUAGCACUUCUGAUUUGCAUGUUUGCUUUGUAUAUCACAGCAGUACAAUAACACUAGGCAUGGCCUUUUUAACCUUUCGGUUGAGUGAGGCUCAUUUAAAAAAAAUCAGUUUUUAAAACAGACCAUGUCGGUUUACAGGUGAUCUUGUGGGUGGUCUUUCUCUGUUGUUGUUGCUGCAAUGCAAAUGGAGAUGAAUAUUUACCACAGCCUUCAACACCUUUGAGGUCUCAGCCCGAAACGCUAAGAGACACGCCCAGCUCCAAGGAAAGGGCAGGCUCUGGACAAAGUAAGGUUGUACCUGCUCCAGAGGAAGAUUGCACGCCUUCUCGGCAGGAAGUAUGUACCUCUAGUCCUGGUGCUUCGCACUAUGAACACAAAAGUGAUAAGCCUAGCUCAGAGGGUGGUGCUGCAUCGAGUAGAGAGGAAAGUGAAAAGCCGUCAAAAGAGAAAACCACGUCUUGUUAGAGAUCAUCUGAGGUUUAGGGAGGAGUCGAGAAAUUGUCACUGUAAAUGUUUUAAAGGGAGCAGAAUUAGGUACAGGCAAGUUUUUUCUUUCACCUCUAAAACCGAAAGUUACCCUUUGCCUUAACUACUCGUUUUAUGACAUCCUCCUUUCUGUUUUGUGCUACAAGUCAAGUUUCCUUUGAAUAAACGCUGAAGCGUUCGAUGUAACAGUUUUAUAUUUUUACUCCACUUACGUUUUCCUUAAAGUAGUUUGCCGCGGCGUGCAAUUAAUUUACAUCUCUGUCGUUAAAAAAGCUACAUGAUAAAAUUUACUUUUUACCGUGUUUCUUAAAUCCCAAAAGUAGCCCAAUUGUGGUCAAUAUACGACGUUGGUAUGGACACCGCCAUUUUGCAAACAUUGAGUAACCUGGCCGCAAAAGAAUGUCGUUCCAGAAUUCAACUAAGAUGACAGAAACAUCAUGCGCGGUUUCGCGUUGUUCGCAAACCGAAACUGCUCUAGUUUUCGCCAAGAAACAUUGCCGGAAGUAUGGCUUUCUGUUUGACUCCUAGAAUUGUUCAAACAGACCGCCAAGAGACUUUAAAAAAAGAGAUUGAGAUUCAGUUUAGUCAAAGGUAAGCGGCUGAUAUAUAGAUCCAAGCGCCUAAAUGGUGGCGUCCAUAGUAGUACUUUAUGCUCAUUUGAAAACAACUUUCAAAAGGUUGAAUUACUCUGAGGUCUUAAAACACGGUCAUUACCGUAGUUUCACGCAGAAUUUUGGAUGGUUGAGAAGGAAAUCGUUUUUUAUACAAAGCAAACUUCUCUUUUGGUCGGACUAUGGGUUAUUUUCUCAAUUGUUGCCGCUAUUUGGUUUACACUACACGCCUGCUACAAGGAUACGUUUGAGAACUUCAAAGUUUGAUUUAUAGCGCCAUUAGUGUUUACUCUACUGAACACAGAUUUGUUCUGUGUUUCUAAAUCAUCAAGUUAUUACGCAAUUAUUAAACGAAUGACAAGCGUUUGGUUAUAAGACAAAUUUUUUAUUGUUCAUUCAUGGAUAAUAUAAUUACUGUGUAAAUUUUUAUAUUAAUUUAAUUUGAUAGAUACGUGUCAUGUAUAGAG